CCAUUGCGCAAUGAGAGAAGGUAGCCAUACAACAUGGCGGAAAACACAGAAAGCAACGUGGGUACGACAGACGGCGAAAAAGGGGCCGGAAAAACAGGAGAAGAUUUGAAUACGAUGUUUGACCGGUACCUCGACGAAGCAGCGUCACACCCCAAGUACGCCAACAAGAAGAAGGGUGACUUUUUAGUGAAGGAAAAUGAAGAAUUCUUGAAAAACUGGGAAGAGGAGAUUGACAAGAUCCCGGUGUUCAUGAAGGAGAUACCUGAAGAUGCAGGAGACAACAGUCUGGUAGCCGCACUGCAGGCAAUCAAGUAUGAUGAAGACGAUCCUCCAGAAGAGCUUGCCAAGACCCACAAAGACGACGGCAAUGCGUGGUUUAAGAAGAAGAAAUACAAAAUGGCCAUCACAGCGUACGACGAAGGUCUCAAGCAGAAAUUUGAAGAUGGCGAGCUGAGGGCGGUAUUGUACACCAACAGAGCGGCAGCCAACUAUCACCUAGGGAACAACCGGUCCUCUCUGAAUGAUGCCACGGAGGCAGUCAAACACAAUCCCAGUCACAUGAAGGCAUUGAUAAGGGCAGCCGAUUGCUGUAUGAAACUUGAGGAGUACAGCGAAGCCAUCACGUGGUGCGACAAGGCGCUGAAAAUUUCUGCCGAUGACAAAAGAGUCUUGGAUCUGAGGUUAGCAGCUACCAAACAACAGAAAAUUACAGAGAGGAACAACAGAAAGCGAAAAACUGAAGAAAAAGCGGCACUGGCGAGAAGGAUGAAGAUCGUGGAGGCUAUCAAGAGUCGGACGAUUCAGUUCGGUCAACUCAACGAUGACCAACAGGCCAAGUCCCAAGACCAGCUCAUACUGGACGCUGUCAGCAGUCAGCACCCCACGGGUGCUGCCAUCGUGCUGGACGAGUCCGGGAACCUGACCUGGCCGGUGACGUUCCUCUACCCAGAAUACGGCCAGAGUGACUUCGUCCGAGAAUUUCACGAGGACUCCAUUUUCUCGGACCACCUGCAGGUGCUCUUUGAGGAACCAGCACCUUGGGACAAGCAGGGAAUGUACAAGCCUCACACCGUUCAGAUUUACUUCCAUCAUUCUGAAGGCACUGAACUUGUCGAGGUGAACCCUGAAUCCACACUGAGAUCCAUUCUACAAGAUCCAAGGUAUUUGGUUGCGGGAGUGCCACUGUUUGUCAUCUUACCCAGAGGUUGUCCUUUCACGGAGACAUACCUGAAAAGGUAUGCAACCCUCUGCUGAAUCGACGGAAAAUCAAAAACAUCAGAGUGCAGCGAUUCUGCAGUUGGCCAGUCACGACUGCUGGCAGGCUGGUGGAAGCUGGCCCAUCACAGCUGCUGGCCGGCUGGUGGUUCUACGUUCUGCCGAGCAGCAGUCAGACGUGGAGCAAAGCCUGAAUCUGCGACAAAGUUGACCGUUGCGUCUCAUCGUCCCUCCCGGAGACCCUGCUAGCUGCCUUGUGCGUACCUCAGCCGAGGUAAGCAGCCACACUGCCACAGCAAAAAUAUCACUGUCAGAUUCUACUUGAUGACUGAAAGGAGCUAUCCGGUCUGUGCGACCUCUAUUGAGGGCGCUCUUUAUCCUAGUAGCAGCAUUGGCAUGUUGUUUGUUUAUGAGUAUUCCUUGACAUAAUGCGCACCAAAUGAAGUCUACGAUUUAGGGCGCUUAACGCACAGAUUUAGUAUUGGUGGUUUUUGGAGGCUGACCUACCCAAAUUUCCUGUUGUGAGAUAAGACCGUAAGACCAAAACAAAAGUCUCCGGUUUCUGGUAUGCUCACGCGUCGCUGUAGCCAUGCGCGUUGGCAGAAUUAAAAAGUUUUUUUUUUCAAUGAAAGAUGAUGUCUCAAAACCGCCAAACUCACUGGUU
Patiria miniata (bat star) is the source of this 1879-nucleotide messenger RNA. It is a transcript of the gene ttc4, whose product is annotated as tetratricopeptide repeat protein 4-like. The coding region runs from base 34 to 1254 and encodes 406 amino acids. Gene Ontology annotation, molecular function: Hsp90 protein binding. The transcript has 10 exons. The record is from RefSeq and is a predicted model, not a curated record. NCBI's taxonomy places the organism in Eukaryota, Metazoa, Echinodermata, Asteroidea, Valvatida, Asterinidae.